Messenger RNA from Amaranthus tricolor (Joseph's coat), 2629 nucleotides. Its product is annotated as cation/calcium exchanger 5. Lineage: Eukaryota; Viridiplantae; Streptophyta; Magnoliopsida; Caryophyllales; Amaranthaceae. Gene Ontology annotation, cellular component: membrane. Bases 100 to 1653 code for a protein of 517 amino acids. The record is from RefSeq and is a predicted model, not a curated record. Gene Ontology annotation, biological process: monoatomic cation transport; transmembrane transport. Gene Ontology annotation, molecular function: monoatomic cation transmembrane transporter activity. The transcript is spliced from 2 exons.
AGUUUCAUAGAAAACGCGCAAAUCUGGUCUGCAAAUCAGCUGUAUCUUCCGAUUGUCCAUUUGUCUCCUUUCACCAUUUUCAUCUCCAUCUCUAAUGGCAUGGCAAUCUCUCUACACUCCCUCACACUUUCUCUCUUUCUCCUCAUCACUCUCAUCUUCUUCCUCUCAAUCCCUUUUACUCAAUCCUCACUGAACCCAUUAACUCCUCACAGAACCCUCUUCACAAACCCUUGCUCAAUCCUUUCUAACAAUGGCGGAUUCCUUAACUACCUUUCUCUCCAUACCUGCGUCUUUCAUUCAAACCCCUUUUACUCUCUUCCUAUCCUCUUCCUUUUCCUUUUUCUUCACUUCUAUAUCCUCAUCAAAACCGCUCAAACCCACUUCUCAUUCAUAGUCACAACACUCUCUUCACAGCUUUCUCUCUCUCCUUCAAUGGCAGCUGUUACCCUAUUAGCUCUCGGGAAUGGCGCCCCUGAUGUUUUUUCAUCGGUUGCUGCUGUUGCUAGUGGAAAUCCACGCACUGGGUUUGGAGCUAUUUUAUCAGCGGGGACUUUUGUGUCGGGUUUUGUUGUUGGAUUUGUGGGGAUUUAUGCGGCACCGUUUUGUGUUGAUCCCUCGUCGUUUGUUAGAGAUGUGUUGUUCUAUCUGAUGGCUGCUUUUCUUCUUUUUUAUGUUUAUUUAAGUGGGGAGUUGUAUUUUUGGCAGGCUGUUGGAUUUGUUGGGUUUUAUGUAUUCUUUGUUGCUUUUGUAUUUUGGAUGGAUUUUGGUAGUAGGAGUAGAAAAGUUGAAGAUGCUGAGGCUCAUACUAGUGAAGAAGUAUUAUUAGAUUCUAAAAAGGUUGAUCACAUUCAUGUACAUAGUCCGGUGCUUUUCACAUCUUUGAAGAAGAUCUCAAAUAUGUGGGAGACUCCAGUUUCUGUGCUCUUGAAGCUGACAAUUCCCCAAACUUCACCAUCUGAAUGGAGCCGGUUUUAUCAGUCGGCUAAUAUUGCUCUUUGCCCUCUGGCACUUCUUUAUUCUUGCAAGUCAUUCAUGCCCAUGGAUCAUCCUGUCAGAUUUUUGAUUCCCCAAAUGCAUCUUCCUUUAUGGUUAGUGGUACUCUUCUCAAGCUCCUCUUUAGCGAUUCUCCAUUACAUUGUCGAAAAGAAACCUCCCAAAACCGAGCAAAUCCACAUUGUGUUAGUGGCAUUUGUGAUGAGUGUUUUCUGGAUAUCCAAUGUGGCCGGAGAACUACUCAAUUGUCUAGCAGCCUUGGGAAAGAUUCUCAACUUGCCACCCACAAUUCUCGGGCUAACAGUACUAGCAUGGGGGAACUCGGUUGGCGAUCUUGUUGCUGAUGUGGCUGUUGCAAAAGCAGGACAACCUGCAUUAGCCAUGGCGGGUUGCUUUGCGGGUCCAAUGUUCAAUAUGCUCGUAGGACUUGGAACAGCUUUAGUAAUACAGACAGCCAAGGUCUAUCCUGAACGUUAUGUGCUCCAUUUCCAUGUCAGUAUUGUGAUAGCAUUUGUUUUCUUGUUUUUGAGCUUGAUGGGGUCACUUCUAGUGGUGACUUGGUCAAGAUUUCGGGUUCCAAGAUUCUGGGGUUUCUGUCUUGUUGGCCUCUAUGUUUGUUUCAUAUUUGUGAGCUUAAUAAUAGCCAAGUUUUGGACUUAAAAUCACUUUUGCUUACUGUAAAUUGUGGUAUGUAAUUCUAUGAAGGAGGGUAUAUACAUAACAGUGACACAAAUCUGAAUCUGAUGAUUCAAACCAGGUGGAAAUUCAAUCAAAAUUACUAGAGGUGUACAUCUACGUUUUCAGGCAGGUUUCGGUUAUGAUAUCUGGGGUCUAGUUAAUUCGGUUCUUGUGUAUAUGUAAAAAUCUUGACAAUCUGAUUUGAUUUUUGUACGUAGGUGUUACGGGUUGAGUCGAGUCUAGGUCAAUUUCGGUUAUUUGAGUCAGUAUUGGACAGAUCUAGACAUAACACAUCAGCUCAUAUGUGCAUAAUCAUCGAUCAGAACUAAGAGCCAAAGAGAAGCAGCAAUGUCACUGGCUACCCUCUUCCACUGCAGAGUAUAAUUGAAAUUAUGUUUUCCCCCGGCCCCUCAUAUUGGUGGAUUUUGAUCCUCCAAAAUUGACAGCGUAUAAACUUUUAUCUUACUAGAUAGUUCUGAUACACAAUUUCUUGGGAGAACCGUCACUUUGAGAGAUUAUCUUUAAUUGGGCUAACUUAUUAUAUAUUUUUUUGAAAUAUUAUUAAAAGGCAUUAAAAAUAAUGUAAGUAGAUAUUUAAAAUAUUGUAAGUAAGCAUUAAGGAUAAUAUAAGUAGGCAUUUAAAAUACAAUAAGUAGGCAUUUAGUUUUAAUGGGUUGGACCUGAGAGACGAUCUCUCAAGAGACUAGCUAGUUCUGAAUUCUGAUAACUGCUUAUAGACAACACUGUAGUCUGUAAAGUAUGUUGUCCAACUAUGGGUGUUCAACGAGCUGCUUCUCCAUUUUGGGCCCUUGUGUGACCCCUUUUUAGAAGGAUUUUAUAAGGGCUGGGACAGAAAAUAGCCCUGUUAUAAAUUUGUGAUUAAAAUAAAGCGGGCUAUAAAAAAGUUUAAUAAGGGUCGUAAACGGAUUUUUUUAAAUGGCAUAAUUUAUAGAUAAUU